Cheilinus undulatus (humphead wrasse) is the source of this 2583-nucleotide messenger RNA. RefSeq lists its product as uncharacterized. The coding region runs from base 11 to 1153 and encodes 380 amino acids. The record is from RefSeq and is a predicted model, not a curated record. Lineage: Eukaryota; Metazoa; Chordata; Actinopteri; Labriformes; Labridae. The transcript is spliced from 11 exons.
CUUGACAGUUAUGGUUUUUGUGAACUAUGGUGGAGGAGGCUACUGGUUUUUUCAACAUGCACCAUGGAACGGUCUGACUGUGGCAGAUCUUGUGAUGCCGUGGUUUGUGUUUAUUAUUGGAACCUCAGUGGUGCUGGCGUUCAGAUCCAUGCAGAGGAGAGGCGUCAGCAGACUGCAGCUGCUGCGUAAAAUCACUUGGAGAACAGCCGUCCUCAUGAUGCUAGGUUUCUGCUUCCUCAACUACUCUCCAAGAGAUGGACCACUUUCCCUGUCCUGGCUGAGGAUCCCUGGAGUGCUGCAGCGCCUGGGCUUUACUUACUUUGUUCUGUCUCUCCUGCAGACUUUGUGGGGCCAGAAAGAAAUCCCUGAGAGAGCAGAUGACUGGAGGAACCCUGUUCUGGAUCUGCUCCUUUAUUGGCAGCAGUGGCUGAUUAUCAUCCUGCUGGAGACCUUGUGGCUGUGCAUUACUUUCCUCAUGCCCGUGCCUGGCUGCCCAAGAGGGUAUCUAGGAGCCGGGGGAAUCGGGGAUAACGGUCUUUACCCAAACUGCACCGGGGGAGCGGCGGGUCACAUCGAUAGAUGGAUGUUUGGUGAUAACAUGUACCGAUACCCCACAUGCAGAGAGAUGUAUCUCACCACACAGCCCUUUGACCCGGAAGGAGUUUUGGGUACCAUUAACUCGGUCGUGAUUGGAUUCCUCGGGAUGCAAGCUGGGAAAAUUAUCAUUUUUUACAAGGGAAGGAACGUCCACAUCCUCCUGCGAUUCCUCGUGUGGGCCGCCGUUCUGGGAAUCUCCGCAGCCAUCCUUUCUAAGUGCACAAGAGAUGGAGGAUUUAUACCUGUCAAUAAAAACCUUUGGUCGUUGUCUUAUGUGAUGGUCAUGGGCUGCUUCUCCUUCCUGUUGCUCGGAGCCAUUUAUUUUGUCACUGAUGUGAAGAAGUGGUGGAGUGGGCGGCCGUUCAUAUACCCAGGGAUGAACUCCAUCUUCGUCUACGUUGGCCACUCUCUCCUGGGUUUUUACUUCCCCUUCAGCUGGGAGAUGCGCUUUCAGGAAAGCCACUGGGAGUGGCUCUUCCAGAGCCUGUGGGGAACUGCAUUAUGGGUACUCAUUGCUUAUCAGCUGUUCAGGAAGAAGUUCUUCCUCAAAAUUUAAGCCAAGACCAGCUUUUGAUUGUUUAUACGCUGUGUUAGCAUCUGUGGGAGUGAGAUAGAAGUUUAGUUCAUGCAGCUAAACAUGAAUUGAUUCUACUUGUGCUACUAUCAGGCUCAUCUGGAAAAAGGAACUACUUUAACAACCCAGGCUGCAGCUAUUAAAGCGUUUUAUCCAUCACUCUGUUUCUAAACAAGAUGUCUGAUCCAUUUUCAGAACGUUCAGAUGAAGAUUUAUGUGAUGCCACUGCUUUUGCACACUGAAUAGACUUAUUAAAUCAAAUAUAGCAAGGUGGUACUUAGCAAAUUAGUCUGAGUGAUUCCACUACACACAAGGCCAGCCAUUAUGAGUCUGUUGCCAUGGCCACUCCUUUUGUGUGUGUUUGUGUGCCGGUACCAUCUGCUGUCCCAGCGACAGUACUUUAAUAGGGGUCAAGAUGAAAGGCUCACAGAGGAGUGUCAUCAGGGGGACUCAAACCUCUCUCAAUCAAUGUACUAGAAAUCAAGAGAAUUGAAAAAAUACCAUUUAUCAAGGAACGCCAAGCCGUUUAAACAGUUUUCAUUUUUAACAAAUAUGGCACAAACAGAUAUUUACUGAUGAAAGUGUGUAAAUAACGUGGAUAGGGUUUAUUUAUACACUCUGGUCAUCAUUGUGCGCAUGGCUGGUUAGGUCAUUUAUUUACAUGACGACUCUGAGGAUGCUCUGGUGCCCUCAGCAUCAGCUCAGGUGAAGUUUAGCUCAUGAAAUAACCACAGAGAUAAUGAAAUGAGACUCUGCCAGGCUCUUCCUCCAGGCUCACAACCCCUUCAGUAGCUGUAACAACAUUGUGUGUGUAUUGUAGUGGUUUUGGUAAUUAUCUUAUGAACAGGGGUUAUUGUUUGAAUCCCUUGUAAUGGCGGGGAAUUAAACAGAUCUCUAAUGUUACUUAUAUGUCAUGUUGGGCUUUUGUGGUUCAUUUAUUAUCAUCUAUUAUUGGAAAAUACAUUUACUUUCCAGUCUUGAUUGCAAAGUGGCUUAAUUUUAUCUUUUCAUUUAUAUUUAUACAGCAUAAGCCAAAAUCAGUUACAUUAAACGACCAAAAUCAUUUUCGGGGGCUUUUUUUUAAUACAAAAACCCAGUGAAUAAACCCUCCACAGUCAUGAUUUAUAAUGGCAUAAAUGAAUGCGUGCUGGAUCGGUGAAACAGGGACUUUUUAACCCCUUUCCUGUUUAUUUAUGCCACUUUUUCCCCACUCUAUACCCAUUUUUCCACUUUUAUUCACUUUUGAACCCCAUUUUCCUACUUCAUCUAGCCAAUUUUUGAAACUUUUUUUUUCCACUUUUGCCACUCUUUAACAGCUUUUCACCAUUUUGGCACCCUUUUUGCAUUUCUGUAACCCAUUUUCUCCACUUUUAACCAUCCUUACCUAGUUAAGAAAAAUCUGCAACUGUAUU